CGUCAUACUCUAAAGGCACAUAUAGACCCGGAAGUAAACGGGAAGAGAAGUCACAGACUGAGAGGAACCGAAAUACACAAUGUUCCAUGGUAUUCCAGCAACUGCAGGCAUUACUGCUCCAGGAAAUAAACCAGAGCUAUAUGAGGAGGUGAAAUUGUACAAAAAUGCCCGGGAGAGAGAGAAGUACGAUAACAUGGCUGAAUUGUUUGCCGUUGUGAAAACUCUGCAGGCACUGGAGAAAGCUUAUAUCAAGGACUGUGUCUCCCCCAGCGAGUACACAGCCGCCUGCUCCCGCCUGCUGGUUCAGUAUAAAGCUGCUUUUAAACAGGUGCAAGGGGCAGACGUUGGUUCCAUUGAUGAAUUCUGCAGGAAAUUUAGGCUGGACUGCCCUCUUGCUAUGGAGCGCAUCAAAGAAGAUCGGCCAAUCACUAUUAAGGACGACAAGGGCAAUCUGAACCGCUGCAUUGCAGACAUUGUUUCACUUUUCAUUACGGUGAUGGACAAACUGCGUCUUGAGAUCAGAGCUAUGGACGAGAUCCAACCUGAUUUGCGCGAGUUGAUGGAGACCAUGAACAGAAUGAGCCAUCUACCCCAGGACUUUGAAGGACGAGAGAAAGUCAGUCAGUGGCUGCAGAAGCUGAGCAGCAUGUCGGCCUCUGAUGAGCUGGAUGAUUCUCAAGUGCGCCAGAUGCUUUUUGAUUUAGAGUCUGCCUACAACGCCUUCAACCGUUUUCUUCAUUCCUAACCACCACAUUAUAAGAUUUAUUGAUCUCUGUAUACUUUAGAUUAUUUAUUGUCCCUUCAUCAUGAUCCUUUUACUAUAGUAGUUAUAGGCUCUCUAGUUAGUUUUGUGUGUUUCAGGGUCAGGUAUGUCCCUCUGGUGCUGUGAGCCGGAUACACAUUGCUCAUGGUCAUGAAUUCUAAUUUCUUCUGCCUGGACCCUUUAUUUCUGUACGUUCUAAUGGUUAUUUUGUAUCAAUAAAUGUUACCCCCUGUUACAAGA
Molecule: messenger RNA, 1003 nt
Organism: Bombina bombina (fire-bellied toad)
Lineage: Eukaryota; Metazoa; Chordata; Amphibia; Anura; Bombinatoridae
Gene: VPS28
Product: VPS28 subunit of ESCRT-I
Exons: 10
Coding region: 80-745 (221 amino acids)
Biological process (GO): protein transport to vacuole involved in ubiquitin-dependent protein catabolic process via the multivesicular body sorting pathway
Cellular component (GO): ESCRT I complex
Molecular function (GO): protein-containing complex binding
Source: RefSeq, a predicted model, not a curated record